This is a messenger RNA of Pichia membranifaciens NRRL Y-2026, 936 nucleotides long. RefSeq lists its product as hypothetical. The record is from RefSeq and is a predicted model, not a curated record. NCBI's taxonomy places the organism in Eukaryota, Fungi, Ascomycota, Pichiomycetes, Pichiales, Pichiaceae. Bases 1 to 936 code for a protein of 311 amino acids. The transcript has a single exon.
AUGUCAUUCAAUGAAAAACCUGUAUCUACCAUUGAUUUGGGGUUACCGUCAGAGGCACAAGUGCUAGCUCAGUUCUUCGAUCAGGACUUCAAUCCCUCAGAUUACAUCAAUGCGCUUUUCAUGACUUCUCUCAAUGCCAGUGCACCCAUUUCAAAUGCAUUAAGCAACAAAUCUUUAGAGCUAAACUCUGCCUCUUCUUUAAAAAUACUAUUCAAACGAUGUUCAGCCUUGAGUUUGCACUUUAAUGAGUACACCAAUGAACUUGUCAGACGAUUUGAUCAGAGUUAUGAAAAGCUACAUUCGUCAUCAUCACAAAUAAUUUCUUAUGAUGGACAAAAUCAGCUAGGAUUAAGUUUGAAAUCAUCAGAUGAUGAUACUACAGCAGAAUCAAAAGAAAUAGUCACAAGGCUUCAAUACCAUUUGGCUACUUUGAAUACGUCAAUGUAUUCAUUGCUUGAUGACUUAAAACAAACAAGAGAGAAGUUAGAUAUAAUAGAUCCUAAAAAAACCAACAAAAACGCUGUAGAUGAUCUACAGAAGCUGGUUUUGGUAAAAAAAAGAGUUGAGGAGGUGAAAAUUUCGUUCAACUUACUAAAAUCGUUGGUUGCCAGUUCAGAAAUUGAAGACGCAAGGGAAGAUUUCCAAAAUGCUGCGACGUUCAAGAGUGAUAGAAUAACAGUUGCAGAAUUCAAAAAUGCGUUGGCAGUACUACGCAAAUUAAUGCAAGAACAACUAUCUCAAGAAAUUGAUCUGUAUAACAACUCAAAGAAAGAUGGUCAUCCAGCUGAAGUAAAUGAAAAGCUGAUGAAAAUCAUUGACAACAUGAUCAAUUUACAGCCAAUUUUUAAAUCUUUUCUCAAUUUCCAGUCUUCUUACGCUGCUUUUGUAGAGUUUCUCAAAGAGCAAAAAAGUAAUUAUUUGAAUCUUUUUGAUUAA